AUGGAGGAUCGUGCAAAGAUUUCUAGAAUGUCUGCCAAAAUCUGCCCUGCCUGCUGUCGUCCCACAGAUGGUAUCCCAGCAUACGGUCCUGCACCACCAGGCUCAGCGACAGCUCCGUCCUGCAGUAUGCAGGACUGUUGUACUCUUCAGCUGCCUGCUCCCUACAAGACCCCAACACGUGGAUGUAAUUUGCAUUGGAUUCAUAUUCGUUCCUGCCAAUUACAAGGAUAUCCACAAAUUGCUUGUUACCGGAUAAUGAUUGAAGUCAUUGUGAUAGCAAUCAAAAAACACAGGCG
This is a messenger RNA of Xyrichtys novacula (pearly razorfish), 296 nucleotides long. NCBI's taxonomy places the organism in Eukaryota, Metazoa, Chordata, Actinopteri, Labriformes, Labridae. The record is from the annotation of a GenBank genome assembly.